AUGUCAGAGGACAAGACAGACAAGGUAAAAAUCAAAGCAGCUGAAAGUUUUGAACAUGAAAAGCAAAAUAUUUCUUGGCUGAAAAAAGACCGUCGCACCAGCUCCCUUCCUCUACUGGCCCUCCCUGGAGUGACAUCGAGCAGUGAGGACCAUCCAGAUAACCAGCUUACAAAUGAAAAACACACAGAUGAAAAGCCUAUGAAAGGUAUUGUUAUGAGUUCUGUCGCAGAAUUCAGCAUCACAGACACUUCAUCAAAGGGUACCAAAAAUGAGAAGAAAUUGUCAGAUGCAAGCAGAUCAUCCAUUGCUUCCCUGGAGAAAUGCAGAGAAUUCUCUUACAUUGAAGAUGAUGCAUCAGUACAUCAGAGAGACAGUGACGAUGAAUGCGCCACACUUAUCCUGGCCUGCUUGUUCUGCCAGUUUUGGGACUUUCUUAUAAUGCUGCCUGAUACCUGUGAACAUUGGCUGACAGAUACCUGUUGUCCAUCCAAUAGAUAUUACCAGACCUCCGACGAAGACCACGGCAACAACGACUGCAACUGUGACUGUGACAUUGAUUGCAGCCUCUUUGAGUCCUGCCACGAGACCGGGGAGUGCCUGGAGCUGGCCAUGGAGAUCUCAGAAGUCUGCUAUCGCUGA
Molecule: messenger RNA, 639 nt
Organism: Agelaius phoeniceus (red-winged blackbird)
Lineage: Eukaryota; Metazoa; Chordata; Aves; Passeriformes; Icteridae
Gene: MDFIC2
Product: MyoD family inhibitor domain containing 2
Source: RefSeq, a predicted model, not a curated record